Molecule: messenger RNA, 1160 nt
Organism: Pterocles gutturalis (yellow-throated sandgrouse)
Lineage: Eukaryota; Metazoa; Chordata; Aves; Pterocliformes; Pteroclidae
Gene: COLQ
Product: collagen-like tail subunit (single strand of homotrimer) of asymmetric acetylcholinesterase
Exons: 15
Molecular function (GO): heparin binding
Source: RefSeq, a predicted model, not a curated record
AUCUCCCUUGUUUGGAACAGAAGAAACAACCCAAGCGCAGAGCAUGCUGCCUCCUUGGCCCUCCUCCACCACCCCUCUUGCCACCACCGUUCUUCAGGAAUAGCUGGAGCACUGGUCCACGGGGAAUUCCUGGUGUAAUGGGAACAAAAGGAGAGAAAGGGGAGAUUGGCAGGCCAGGAAGAAAGGGUAGACCAGGUCCCCCAGGUGUCCCUGGGAUGCCAGGACCGGAAGGGUGGCCUGGACCUGCGGGACCGAAGGGUGAAAAGGGAGAGUUGGGUGUGAUGGGAUUGCCAGGUACAAGAGGACCAAUGGGCUCCAAGGGUUUUCCUGGAACUAGAGGAGAAAAGGGAUCCAGAGGUGACAGGGGUGACAAAGGAGUCAAAGGAGACCAGGGAGAAAUGGGCUUCCCUGGAAUGCUGGGACAAAAAGGAGAGAUGGGCCCAAAGGGACAAUCUGGAGUACCAGGACACAGAGGACCUAUAGGAAGACCUGGAAAACGAGGCAAACAAGGACUAAAGGGAGACAUUGGACCUGCAGGUAUCAUGGGUCCACCUGGAAGGCCUGGUCCCUCUGGCCAGCCAGGGCCCCCUGGACCUUCAGGAUCAGGGCAAUUUGCAAUAGGACCAAAAGGGGAAAGAGGACUUCCAGGGCCUCCAGGGAGAUGUCUCUGCAGAUCUCCACAGCAUCUGAAUAACCCAUCGUAUGAGGAACCUGUGUUUGGACACAGUUAUCCAAAAGUCCCUGCGAUUUUUGUGGUGAAUAAUCAAGAAGAAUUGGACCGGUUAAACACUGAAAAUGCCUUAGCUUUUAGAAGAGAUCAGAGAUCUUUGUAUUUCAAGGAUACCUUUGGAUGGCUCCCAAUCCAGCUCACCCCUUUCUAUCCCAUGGAUGACCGCGUUGAGGCAGGUGGUACCUGUGGAGAUGGGAUCAUACAGGAUGGGGAAGAGUGCGACGAUGGCAAUGCUGUUGUGACUGAUGACUGUAUAAGAUGCCGCCGUGCUUACUGUGGAGAUGGCUACAGGCACGAGGGAGUAGAAGACUGUGAUGGGAAGGAUUUUGGAUAUUUGACAUGUAAAACAUAUCUCCCUGGGUCUUAUGGAAAAUUGCGAUGCACUUCUUACUGUUACAUUGACUCUACACAGUGUCGAUUCUUCACAUGA